GCGUUACCUGUUGUGUCAUUCCUGAAAAGUAGGGGUCUCGUCAACAUUUUCCACCCGAAUGUGUUGAGUGUUUGUUACACCGGACACUAACUGCCUUGUUCUGCUGAUAUUAGCACGUGCGCAGAUCAGCACGUAGCAAUACAAAUCGUCUAUAAAACGGUCGAGGGUUUCGAUCUAGUAACUGCUUGAUUUCUAGGUUGAAUGUUGGUUUCUGUGCUUGAGUUGAUCGAGGAUGUGGAGUAGCAGCACAAGUUUGUCUGACACGACAGAUGAGUCUUCUGGAGACGAGUCAAAGGUGAUCUUUGACUAUCCGAGACAGCCACCUAGCUAUGAAAACCUCAAAGACAACAUUUACUUGCAGCCUGUCCAAUUGUCCAAGGCAAGUAAAAAAGCUAAGAAAAUGGUUUGUGAGUGUGUCUAUGAUCCGGACACCGAUGAAGAUGGUGGUUGUGGAGAAGACUGCCUUAAUAGACUUCUCAUGAUUGAAUGCAAUCCAAAAUGUUGUCCUUGUGGUGAGUUCUGUAUGAACCAACGAUUUCAGAAGGGUCAGUAUCCAAAGCUAGAGGUGUUUGAUGCUAGACGCAAAGGGUUUGGUCUGCGGGUACUAGAAGAUGUGCCAAUGGGAGCAUUUGUUAUUGAAUACCUCGGCGAGGUAUGUACUGACAAAGAGUUCAGAAAUAGAACGAAAAUGUAUGCAAAAGCCAGACUGAAGCAUCACUACUUUAUGAAACUAAAGGGCAAUGAGAUAAUCGACGCCACCAAGAAAGGAAAUGAAUCUCGUUUCAUCAACCACAGCCACAGCUGUGAUCCAUCAUGUGAAACACAGAAGUGGACUGUUGCUGGUGUUCUUCGUGUUGGUUUCUUUGCCAUCAAACAUAUGAAAACUGGAGACGAAGUGACAUUUGAUUACAAGUUUCAAAGAUAUGGACGGCACGACCAGAAGUGCUUUUGUGGGUCUGCUAACUGUCGUGGUGUUAUUGGAGUGCCACCAAAGAACUCUGCAGAAAAUCAGUCAGCCAAGGUGGUCGAACCGAAAACUAAAGUUAUACCUGACAAAUCUAUUGGAACAAAGUUGCCACCAAAAAGGAGGAAACGGAGAAAAAAGCACAUCGUUCUUGUCUCAGAUAGUCAAGAAGAAACAGAUGCAGAUGCUGAAGUGGAACCUCUUUCAUCAGAGCAACCAUGUGAAGAAAACUUUGAAGAAGAUCUAACAUCAUUUCAGAAAGAUUUGCUGGAGCUUAUUGGAACCGAGAAGAAUUUAAGCAAAGACAGCAGUAUCGUUGACUUCUUACGUCUAACAUUCAGUGCUGAGACUUUGGAUGAACGAAUCACUUUGUUGUCUAUCUUGCAGGCAACUGAAGAGCAAUACUGUUUACAGCAGUUCCUUAAGAGGCGGGGACUGAAACUGCUACAUGACUGGUUGUCUGAUAUGACCGAUUUACCAUUUAAAUUCAAACUUGAGUUGUUGAAGACACUCAAUCAUCUUCCCAUCUCAGUAAAGAACACAGUAACUGAGACACACAUUCUACCUGUCGUUGAGGAAUGGGCUGACUCUCUUAUUGGAGAAAUUCCUGAAAUAACAAUGACUUCUGAAGAGGAAGUUCAGCUAGUUUUAGACUUGCAGAGUAAAGAUACCAAUGUAACCUCAAACAAGUGCAGUAUUCCAGCAAAGAACGAAGACAAGGAAUCACCAGUUGCUGCAGUGGCAACAUCAACUUGUCAUUCGUCACCAGGAAUUGCAGAGCCACGUCCUAAAGGUAACAUAAUUAAGGCUGGUGACACUGUGACAUGUACUACAGACAAAAGUAAUGCUGAGCAACAGAGAGAAUCUGUGAAUGCUGGAAACUUGCCAGAAAAUUCCGACUUACCAUUGACCGUUGAACAACCUACGGACAAAGGAAAGCCAACAAGUAGCAUGUCAAAUAUAGGAAACGAGGAAACAGUAUCAGCAGAUAACAGCGCUGAGUCUGCUUUACAGAAAGGUGUAGAAACAGAUACAAGUAGUUAUUGCAAGGAGGAACUGAGUGAUGUGAAUACAAGUCAAGAUGAGGUGACAUCAACUGAAGACUGUAAGACUGAACAGAGCGCUAUCACACCUAUUUCCGAAAAUAGCAACUUUGAUAUCAAGGGAGAGUUAAAAGGACUGAUUCAGAGCCUCGUGAUGCGUGUGGGUGCUGAUAAUGAGGGCAAAAGUAGCAAUACCACUGGAGAUGAAACAACUGCAGUAGAAACGACCUGCAUUUUGUCAAUAUCAUCUAGGGCUCGAGAUGAAUUGUCUAAUGCAGCAAGAACUGGCAGUGCCGGGAACAAAUUGCAAGCUAGAAAUGAUGUUGAUUCUGUUACAGGUAAAGAGCAAAGUCAAGAGAACUCUAAUACUGAACAUAACGGAAACCAGAGGACAGAGAACAGUGGGUUGAAAGAAAUGGAUGUUGCUCUUGCUGAAGAGGCUGCAAAACAAGCUGUGUAUGUGUUAGCUAGCAAGUUGUUGACAAAGUGGAACCAGUUAGAGGAGAAAUAUCGCAUUCCUAAGAAGAUGGCAAAGCCUCUGACCCCGUUUCGCCGUCAUACUGUUGAUACCACGACCGAGGAGUCACCUGGUGAAAGUCCUUCUCCACGCCCUUCCUACUGCUCAGAUGAUGAGCAUUACAGUAGACGGAAUAAGCGAUCACGCUUUCACAACUUUGAAAGUUUUAAAAACCAAGAAGAUUUUACUAGUCAGUUUUACUCAAGAAACACAGGUCAACGAAACAAGAGGCAAUCUCGUUGGAGUCGACGGUUCCAUAGUCAAGACAGUGAUCAGUUACAGUACGGUCAAAGUAAGAAUCCAAGGCGUGAGAAGAGGCGGUAUUAUGACAGCCAAGACAACGAUAGCUAUAGAAAGAGAAAAUAUAACCAACAGCAAAUACAAUAUCAAUCAAUGUAUGAGUCGCAGUGUGAACCUCAGUUUUCUUCCAGCUUCUCUGGCAGUACAAGUCAAGAGAAUGUGGAUAUUUCACUUACUGAUUUACAGGGCGAAACCUUGGAAGAUUCACUUCAGCAGGACCUUCAGCAGCAAGAGACAACUUCAGAGCAGCAACUGAUGCUGCAGCAACCACAUAUGGAGAUGCCUCAAAAAAAUUUUCAGGUAUUGAUUCCACAGGAACAACUGCAGCAGCAACAAUUGAUCCAAUCACAACAACAAAUGCAGCAGCAUCAGUUUAUGCAACAACAGCCAAAUGUUUCACAGCCUUUAUUGCCGGUUUUUCAAACACAGCCUAUUGUUGCAGUUAAUCAGCCAAAUAACAUUAUUGCACCAGCACAACCUGUUCAAUCACAGUUACUUUCAGGUUUGCCUCAACUUCAGACGAUUCAGUCACUGGCUGAAUUUCAGUCUCAGUUUAUGAGAGCAAAAACACAGCGACCACCUCUCCUUACUCAGCCAAAUGCUUUUCAAGUGCCUAAUGUGCCUCCACCUCCUGGUCCAGGGAUUGGCAUAGGGACGAUUCCCAGUCAACCUGGCAUUAGUUUUGUUCCACAGGUUCCUCAUCGGAUGCCAUUGCCAACAGCUUCUUCGAUGGGUGGAGUUCGCUUCUUGCCUCCUACUAUUUCUGCUAUGAAUCCAGUGCUGGGUGGAUUUAUGACUAACCCAUUUUCUGUUCCACCUCCCAUGCCACUGAAAUCGCAGCAAAGUACUACCAUACCGGCAACAAUUUCCACACUGCCCGUUCCUGUAUCAUCAGCUUCUAUAGCAAGUGUUGCUACAUCUAAGAUUGACAACCAGUCAGAGUCAAUGCAGUUAGUUGGCUCAGAUAGUGAUUCUGCAGGUGAGAAGUCACAGUCUCCACCGCCACCCCCAUUGCCUAGUCACUGGCGUUCAGCAAGUGAUGCAGAUGGCAGAACAUAUUAUUAUCAUGUCAAAAACAGGGUUAGUCAGUGGGAGUUUCCUACUGAAGCACCUGGAUCUACGUCAGAUGCAAAGCAGAAACAGCGAGAUGAAGACAAUGCAGCAACAGGUUUUUCUACCACUCCAGUCACAAGCCAUGAGGUGACAUCAACAUCAGAUGCACAACAGAAGGCUUAUAAUAUAACGCCUGAUGCUAAUGCUGCAUUAGAGACAUGGCAAAUGGCACUUAUGGAAGAAUCAUCACUGGUAAAGAAGAAAGAAUCAUCACUUUCAGAAAAGGAUGCAACGUCCAAGGCAAAAGAAGCUUUUCGAAACAAAGUGUCACAAGUUGUCGUCCAAUGUCUGAAUCAGCAUUAUCGACCAGACUGUUCUCGAGGUCGUAUUGAGACAUCGGAAGAUUUCAAACAUCUUGCCAAGAAGCUGACAUACGGAAUCAUGGAGAAACACACAAGAAACAUCAAGCAAGGGUUUAUGCCAGAGUUUACCAGUGGGACAAAAAGCAAAAUUCAUGACUAUGUCAAGACAUACAUGAAAAAGUAUGGUGAGGUGUAUCGUAGGAACUAGCACUUCUAGCAGCUGGACUUUUGCCGACUUUUCUAAGUGUACACAACAGCAGUCACGUGAUGUUCAAUUUCUUAGUUUUUCUUCGAUCAGACAUUUCUUAUGCAACUUGACUUCAAAUUGGAGUAGUACAUAUACACAAUACCACCUGAACACAAACUACAGCAGAAACUUCUGAUGUGCUUUUAUUCAUUAACAGUGUGAUAUUUCACAUGCUAGCAGUGUCUAGUGUUAAUUAAGUUAUAAUUAACCAACCUGGUGAUAACUGUCCUGUAUGCUCAAUAAUGUAGCUAUGUACAAUAA
Molecule: messenger RNA, 4747 nt
Organism: Corticium candelabrum
Lineage: Eukaryota; Metazoa; Porifera; Homoscleromorpha; Homosclerophorida; Plakinidae
Product: histone-lysine N-methyltransferase SETD2-like
Exons: 20
Coding region: 233-4447 (1404 amino acids)
Biological process (GO): regulation of DNA-templated transcription
Cellular component (GO): nucleus; chromosome
Molecular function (GO): histone H3K36 methyltransferase activity; protein binding
Source: RefSeq, a predicted model, not a curated record